UAAAUAUGAAUGUAUAUGUAUGUAAAAUAUGUAGACACGGCCUCAGGGACUGCACAAUUAUUUAAACAAAAACUUGUCGCAAUAAUGUCUUUGAUGAUUAAAUAUAAUAAUCAUGAAAAUGGUAAAUUACAGCAUUGCAUGUAGGUCUUAUGUUCUGCAUUUAGAGUAAGCUUAGAACAAAAGAGAAAAUAUUUAUUAUAAACAAUGAAGUUUUGGAUAUACAGAUUGUUUUGGAUAUGUAGCUGCAUGACAAAGAUGACAUGCAGUUGUAUUUUGAUGUCAAAUUAAAAUGAAUUGCUAUUGCAAUAUCAAAAGAAAUAGCCUAAUUAACAAUUGCGAUGCAUUAUAACGUUGCAGCCUUAGUUGUGUAUUAUACUGCAGAAUUAAUUCUUUAUAAUCAUGUUUGUGGAUUUUUUUUUUUUUUUUAAAAAGGUGACUGAAGGUGAAAGUUUGUCACAUCGAAUGUGAAAACUGACAAGGAAUUACUCAAAACAACAGUAACAAAAAAAAAAAGUAUUUAUUUGUCCUUCCACUCUGAUAAGAUCCUGCAUCCAUUUCUAAACCUAUUCCGCGAACCGCAUUCAUCCGCACAGACGAGCAGUGGCAAAGCACAACCAAAAAUAACAUAGUAUGCAAAAUAAUGUUAUUCAGCUAGACGCGUGCAUUUUUAUACAUCAAGAUACAUGAAGUAAUAUGGCCACGUGACGUAAAAACCCUCUAUUAUAGAGUAUAUUUGUACAAAGGUGUCUUGUAAAUAUCAAAUUUAAUCAAAUCAAACUAAAUUAAAUCAAAUUCUCUUCUCUUUCUUGAGCAUAUAAAUGAGAACACACAUGAUUCUUAAUUAAAUCCUUAAAAUUUACAAGUUAAGCACAUAUGACAUCAUAAGUCUCAGGCAACUUCAUCAUGAGGACAAUUAAUAACAAGUAAAUGGUCUCUCUACAGGAACAGUCACUUUUGUUUGUGACUAAAUACCUCUGAGGCAAACGGUGAAUCAUUGGUUAGUUCAUGACUGCAGAAACCAAAUCUAAAUGAACGAUCAGUUAAAUAGUCCAUUUCUACAUUUCUCCUCUGUGGAUCAGAACACCACCACCUUGUCUUUUUUGGCUUGUGCUUUCUUCACAGGCACAUGGACGUCCUCGUUGUCAGCGCUGAUUCUACUGGACAGCCGACUGAGGGAGAUGGAAUUAACUGCCAAAAAGAAGUUUGAGUUCAUUUAGAUGUUUCAAUUUUCAAAUAAAGAAGAAGAUACCAAAUUUUCAGUGGACAUGGUUACAACUGAUCAGCUCACUUGAGUUCUGGUGUUCAGGACAAUCUUUCUGAAAGUUCUCCAUUGAACCACAAAUCCAUCAGAAACCGCAUGACCAUAACCAUAUUUAUCGUGCACCCCUAGAUUAAAAAUUAAAAAAUGCUGCUGGAUUUGGAUGUGAGUAGGCUAACUGUAACAAGUCCUCAGUUUUUGUCCUUAUAGUAAGUUUUGUUUUGUCCAGUAGGUGGUAGUCACUGUGCGCUUUUUUGUUGGAUAAUGUGAAUGGAGUCUGUGAAUGUUGCCAGUGAUGCUCAAAUGUGCCCCCGGGUCACAAAACCAGUCAUCAGGAUCAUUUUGUUUGAGAUUUGAAUAAUCUGAAAGCUGAAUAAAGAAGCUUUCCGUUGGUGUACUAUGGUUUGCUAGGAUAGGACAAUAUUUGGCUGGGAUACAACUAUUUGAAAAUCUGGAAUGUGGGGGUGCAAAAAAAUCUAAAUAUUGAGAAAACUGCCUUAAAAUGUUGUAAAAGUAAAUGUAUUAUAAAUUGCAAAGGUGGACUACAGGUGUAACCUCGAAAAGCAGGAUUCUGUGUCGUGACGUCAUGGCGGGCGCGCUCAUUGAGACUCGAGGUCACUCCGGUGACUGAUGCGCAAACUUUUAGAAAACGUCUAGAAGAAGAAAAUGGUAUAAGAAUAAAAUAAUGGAGAAAUGAAUGGAAUAAUUUAAAUAUUCGAAUUCUGUUUAUUUUUAUUCUGUUGAUACUCAGGAAGUUUAUUAUAUUGUAAAAUAAUGAAAGCAAUUAUUUAAAGUCUUAAUAUGGAGCUUUCCUUCGUGGAUUAUUUUUCCCUUCUCUGACAUGGAACUGUUUAUGCAAAGCUAAUUUGUCUUUACAAUAUUUGGUAUUUGAGGAACUGUAACUCUGGCUUGGCUGCUGCGCGUGUAUGGAGACUGUGAACCUUUUCACGCAUCUUGAACUUUUCAGAGCUGCUCGGACACACACAAACCCACGGAGCUACCAUGUUUGAGUCAUUUCUAUACUUCCGUAUUCUACAAAUUUAUCUCCUUAUCUUUUAUCGUCUAAAAACCUAGUGUAUUGUUUUGACGCGCUAGUGUCUUGAGCAUCUCCAAGCGCGUUUGUUUUAUUAGACUGUAAGUGCUCGCCGUCUCUAUUUUUUAUUUUUAUUUAUUUAUUUGUUUGUUUGUUUGUUUGUUUAUUUUUGGACUUGCAGAUCGGAGCAGAUAUAUUAACGAUAUAGCUGAUAUAUUAAAGAUAUCAUCGUAUUUAAAAUCCGUUUGACUUAUGCUGUGGUAAGUUCAUACCACGUUUUUAAAUUAAUGACCAGUUUUGCAGUUACGUUUUACUUGCUGAUUGAUUUUAAAUUAUUAACUUGGGAAACAGACAGACUGCACGACCCUCUUUAAAAAUGCAAAUGCAAUUUCUUGAUUUGUAAUGUUUUUCCUCCCUUGAGGUUCGAGAAAGGAAGUACCUGGAGGAUGUCAUUCUUUGAUUGAUGGAAAGACUCAUUUUAGUCAUUUCACGAUUUUCAACUAUUUUCUAAAAUAAAUUAUGCUUUGGAAGGACUAUCUUAGGAUUUAAGUCUACAUCAAAGACUGCUUUGCACUUCUCUGUCUAGCCUGGAACUUCAAUAUGGCCACAACACCGCUUUCAGGAGAGACUUUGAAAAAUCUUAGUUCUGUGGUUAAAGCAUGCAAUUCCAAUUUUUCUUAUUCUCCUGAAACCACAGCUGUAUUUGCCACUGCAAUGACGCUCAUCAUGCUCGUCACCAUCUUUGGGAACAUCCUGGUGAUCAUCGCCGUCCUGACGUGCCGCUCUUUACGAGGACCUCAGAACCUUUUCCUGGUGUCCUUGGCUGCAGCUGACAUCCUGGUGGCAACAUUGAUCAUCCCGUUCUCCUUGGCCAAUGAGCUGAUGGGCUACUGGUACUUUGAAUCAUUUUGGUGUGAGAUCUUCUUAGCGCUGGAUGUGCUCUUCUGCACAUCUUCCAUUAUGCACCUGUGUGCCAUCAGCCUGGACCGCUACCUGUCCAUCUCCCGGCCGGUGCAGUACGCAACCCAACGCACCCCUCGCAAGAUCAAGGGGGCCAUAUUGGUGGUGUGGCUCAUCUCUGCGGUCAUCUCUUUCCCCCCGCUGGUAUCCAUGAAUAAGACCCCGCUGGUGAAGGAUGGGGGUGGCCCACAGUGCAAACUCAAUGAAGACGUCUGGUACAUCCUGUACUCCUCCAUCGGGUCGUUCUUCUCCCCGUGCCUCAUCAUGAUCCUGGUGUACGUUCGCAUCUAUCAGAUUGCCAAGAAGCACACUAGAUGUCCUCCGGGAGAGCAGAGGAAAGACUGUGCAGGGGGUGUGCCACCAGGCCAAGAGCUGCAGAACGGGAGAAACCAGAGAGGUGUUGACCCUGUAAAUGUUCCUAAUCCAACUGCAUCCAGAUCUGAAGCCGUGAACCAGCCUCAACCACCAGCAGAAAGUCGGCAGCAGAUGAAACACUCAAGAAAGUGCAAGGACAACAAGGACAGUUCAAGCUCCGGCUCUGACGUCGCGGUAGUUGGGGGAAACAAUGACAACUGGACAACCUCUAGUGUGGGGGCGCUGGAGCCCGGCCACCAGACAUCCACACCAUCCCAAACGUACCAAAAACUCAUUGCAAAGUCAAAGGGCAGCCAGCUGGCCUCUUCAAACAUCAGGUGGAACACCAGGAGGAAAACCAUCAUCGUCCACGAGAAGCGGUUCACAUUCGUCCUAGCGGUCGUCAUUGGGGUUUUUGUCAUCUGCUGGUUCCCGUUCUUCUUCAGUUACAGCUUGAAGGCCAUUUGUCCAGAAGCUUGUAAACUACCAGAGCCACUUUUUACAUUCUUUUUCUGGAUUGGCUACUGCAACAGCGCCGUGAACCCACUCAUCUACACCAUCUUUAACAGGGACUUCCGUAAAGCCUUCGAAAAGAUUCUGUGUAAAAAGUAUAAGGACUCUUCUUUAUGAAAGCAGACAACACUGGGGAAAAAAGGGUUUUAUAGGCCUACAGUAAAUUGGCAUUUGAGUCUUCUAAAGGUGAUCCUCGCAGAAACUGUCAGGGUCAUUUCAUUCCAGUAUUUCAAAGAAACGUUUUCUUGUAUUUUCUGCAAGUUGUACUUCUGAGAAUUAAUAAUAAUAAUAAUAAUAAUAAUAAUCAUUUUUUGUUUUUCUUGCCAAAGAAACCAGCCAACUGCUACGGAGCGCCUAAAGGGUCAUGGUGGUGGAAAAAAAUCAGAGUGAGUAAAAAAAAAUUGGAGUACACAAAUCCAAAUGUUUUCAUAUUUACAUAUUUGAAGCUAAAUCUUUAUAUAUUAAAUUAAUUGGGCUUUGUAUGUUCCAAUAUUGACAGGAAAAAAUCAUAAUGAACAAAAAUGUGCCACACUGGAGUGGGCCGGGGCUCACGCUGCACGGCACAGACUAUAACAGAUUAUUUAAAUUGACUGUGUAACAUUUUAUCUGUAUUGGUGAUUCUUUAUUUUAAUAAUGAACAGGCCGCACUUGCAAUGAAUACGUGUGCAUGAGGCGCCGGCGAGAUCAAAUCGCUGAAACAAAAUACUCAGUCACUUACAGAAGGCCAUAAUUUGAUUUUAAAUUCAGUUUGAAGAUUCAAUAAUAUAAAAGAUUAUUAGAAAUGUUAUUAAGCGAACACUGUUACGUACUUAUUUCGUUCUGGAACCUACAAGAAUGCAAUUUUCCCUGAAUAUUCAUAAGACUGCAAAUGUGACAUUGAUUUUAUAGAACAGUUCAACGAGAGAACGCAAAUAUCUUUGCGAGAGAAUGCAAAAGUUUUGCGAGGGAACGCGAAAGUGUUGAGAGGGAACACAAAGCAUUUGAAAAAUAUUUUUGUCCUCCCAUCCCGAUUUUUUUUCAGUCACCCUGAAUUUUUUCCACCACCAUGUCCUUUUAGGGGCUCCGUACCUUUGAGUAAAUGUCUUGUCAUGUCAAAAUCAUGCCACAAAGUGCCAAAAAAACAAAAAGAGAAGACCAAUACUGAAGGAUACUGAAGAAAAAAUAUUUAAGUGAAAUUGAACUUAUUUCUGCUUGUGACCUUUCUAGUGUGCAUUCAAAGACAAUGCAGCUCUUUCUUAAAGACACCUCACCUCUGGCUCUGCUGCAUUGUGAGAUCACAGAGCUGGAUAUGAGAAGAUUUCAGAGAGCUUCACCUCUCUGGAAAAGUGCCCGAGCUCUUAACGGCAAGAGAGGCUUUGCUCUCUGGGGUGAGAGAAAAUAAAGCAAAUGCAUAGGUACAUGGCUUUAGCAAGCUUUACAGCUGAAUCCAAACACACUCUGUUAAGAUAAAAAGCAUGGUUUUGACUGACAUUUUUACUGGUUUUCAGAUUGACAUGGAUUUCCUGAAUAAGAGUGUGCUUGAUCUCUGUUAUCGCUUAAUUUGUUGAGUUCUGAUUAUAAGUAAUGGCCGUUGUGUUUGUAGGCUGAUGCUUUGGGUUAUCAGAACCUCUUCCAGUGUUUUCUGUGACUAAGGAAUAGAGUGCCAAUUAUGUAAAUGAAUUGUGCCUAAUUGUGUGAAUUAAUGCCUCUUGAUAAAAAAAAAAAUUUAACAAAUUUUUUUUUGUGCUGUCAUAAGAAGGUUUGUGCACUUUAAUUUGUCUUCUCAAUGAUAUUAGUGACUGUGUAAGUGCAGAUAAGUAAAGCUCGGCAUGUACCGGCAUGUCCUGACGAUAAAACUGCUUCUCAGAAUUUGGUUCCAUUGAGCAUCCUGCUGAAAUGAGCUGUUGUUGUAAAGCAAAUAUAUUUGUGAAAAUAAAUUUACAUUUGAAUCAUCUGCAUCUUUUACUGAGUAAUUUUGGCAGCUGAUGUGCAAGUUGCUAAUGAUUGUUUUCAGAUAUUCAUGAACGUUUUGCUGGCUGGCUGUUAUGUACUCUACAUUAUGUACUCAUUGUGCCAUCCCAAAAUCACUUUCACAGGCCUUUACUUUUACUGUUUCCUCCUGGUGGAAUGACCUGCCCAACUAAAUCCGAGCAUCAAGAAAUGGCUAAAAAUCUUCAAUAUAUCUCUUCAAUCUUUA
Messenger RNA from Cyprinus carpio (common carp), 6294 nucleotides. Its product is annotated as alpha-2B adrenergic receptor-like. The coding region runs from base 2892 to 4235 and encodes 447 amino acids. Lineage: Eukaryota; Metazoa; Chordata; Actinopteri; Cypriniformes; Cyprinidae. Gene Ontology annotation, molecular function: alpha2-adrenergic receptor activity. Gene Ontology annotation, biological process: adenylate cyclase-activating adrenergic receptor signaling pathway; regulation of vasoconstriction; regulation of smooth muscle contraction. The record is from RefSeq and is a predicted model, not a curated record. The transcript has a single exon. Gene Ontology annotation, cellular component: membrane.